GAGAGUAGCGGCCCUUUUAACGGACUCGAUGGGGAAGCCGCGGCGUUCGUUUCUGGUUUGAAUCCGGUGACAAAGCAACAAUGGAGACUUUAGAAGAAGAAAAUUUUGGUGUAUCCAUCUCAUCACCUUCUGAUGCUGAAUUUGAUGCUAUUGUAGGAUAUUUGGAAGAUAUUGUAAUGGAUGAUGACUUCCAACUGAUACAAAGAAACUUCAUGGAUAAAUACUACCAAGAGUUUGAUGACACGGAGGAGAAUAAACUAGUGUACACACCUAUCUUUAAUGAAUAUAUCUGCUUAGUUGAAAAAUAUAUUGAAGAAAAACUCCUGGACAGGAUUCCUGGUUUCAGCAUGUCUGCCUUCACCUUGUCUUUACAGCAGCACAAGGAUGAAAUAGCUGGAGACAUUUUUGAUAUGCUUCUCACAUUUACUGACUUUCUGGCAUUCAAAGAGAUGUUCCUGGAUUAUAGAGCUGAGAAAGAAGGACGAGGCCUGGACCUGAGUGCUGGAUUGGUGGUAACACCUUUAAGCAAGCCCUCCAGGUCACCCCCGCAGAACAGCCUGUGGCAUUAGUUUUUGGCUCCAAAGGAGGGCCUCGUCUUCCCUUGGGAUGCUCCAGACAUGGAAGGGAGGAACGAGGCACCUCGGCAGGCUUGGUCUUCUCUUCGGCUCCUCGUAUGAAUUGUUCCCCUGCCCGCCCAUCCAUCCGCCCAUCCGAGCACUUGAACUCUUGCUCUUUCCACCCAACUGGACUUUACAUUGUGGAGAUGAAUAAGUGCAGUCGCUUCUUUGAGGGCAUCCUGGCUUCUCUUCUUUGUGGGACAACGGUCAUGGAAGACUAGUGUUGGGUGUGAUGGGUCCAACUGUACAGCCCUGCAGAGUUUCAGAACCACUGGACAUCUGGCAAAUUGUCUUUGUGUGGCUAUAUAUGAAACACUUUGACUUUUACAGGUAAUGUGUAUCUGGGUGCUUACGUCUGGCAAAUUGUCUUUGUGUGGCUAUAUAUGAAACACUUUGACUUUUACAGGUAAUGUGUAUCUGGGUGCUUACGUCUGGCAAAUUGUCUUUGUGUGGCUAUAUAUGAAACACUUUGACUUUUACAGGUAAUGUGUAUCUGGGUGCUUACGUCUGGCAAAUUGUCUUUGUGUGGCUAUAUAUGAAACACUUUGACUUUUACAGGUAAUGUGUAUCUGGGUGCUUACGUCUGGCAAAUUGUCUUUGUGUGGCUAUAUAUGAAACACUUUGACUUUUACAGGUAAU
Molecule: messenger RNA, 1256 nt
Organism: Python bivittatus (Burmese python)
Lineage: Eukaryota; Metazoa; Chordata; Lepidosauria; Squamata; Pythonidae
Gene: ARL2BP
Product: ARF like GTPase 2 binding protein
Biological process (GO): positive regulation of tyrosine phosphorylation of STAT protein; maintenance of protein location in nucleus
Cellular component (GO): mitochondrial intermembrane space
Source: RefSeq, a predicted model, not a curated record